Molecule: messenger RNA, 603 nt
Organism: Entamoeba dispar SAW760
Lineage: Eukaryota; Evosea; Mastigamoebida; Endamoebidae
Exons: 1
Coding region: 1-603 (200 amino acids)
Source: RefSeq, a predicted model, not a curated record
AUGGUUGAUCAUACAAUGAACGUGUACGAUUUCUAUGUACUCAGUGACAAAUUUAAAUUUAUUGUGUGUUCAUUUAAUGAAUAUGACAGACAGAUGGCAAACGAAUUAAUCAACGAGUAUGCAAUUAAUUAUUCAUUUGAGGAUUUAACAGCAUUAUACGAAUAUUGUCACAACAACAAUCGUGGUGUAUAUUUUAUACAUUAUUGUCAAUACGAAAUUAUAUAUAUUUACGCCAUCUUGAAUCGAAUGGCAAAUAUAGGUAUUAACAACAUCGAUCGAUUAUCGUUAAACCGAUUGUUAUAUUAUGUGAAUGAUUGGUGGUUACGUGACGGUAUUGCUGCCGCAUGGAACGUUCUGUUGGACGCGUAUGAUAGAGAACAACACGAACUUGAAGAAGCCAAUCUUUAUGACAAUUCUCUAAUAUCUGACAUUAGCAUAGAAGAUCUCAAGAGUAGUGUUGAUACUCUCUUCUCGGGGAAUGUAGAAGAGGGGACUAUUUCCUUUUCUAACAGGGAGUUAGAAGACUUCGCUUUUAUAGAAGUCACUCCAUCUGAAGAGUCUCUUCCUUUUUUCUAUGACUCUGAUGCUAGUGCUGGUUUUUGA